AUGCCGCCAUCCCGCCCGCUUGAGGUGGUGACACGAGAGAAGCCGAAGCCGGCUGGGAUAGUAGGCGCGUCGCCGAAUCUGAGUCGCGACAUACACAGGGCCCAAACCGCUGUUGUACCACCAGUGCAGCCAUUGCCGCCGCAACAACCAAUCAUUAAGGCUGAGAAGGAUGUCGGGGCAAGGAAAUCGUUCAAAGAGUCUCCAGUACCGUUGCCCGUGGUCCCCGGGAUGGCACCGCCGACAUCGAAGGCUUCACCACUUCCACCUACCCAGAAAAUCCAGAUCCUAUUACCGUCAAGGCCUGAUUCGUCAGAUGGUGCGGCGACUGAGAGCGCGGUAGAGCCACCUGUGGUGACACCCCGAGGCCGCGGACGGCCCAAAGGUUGGAGGCCUGGCAUGUCGUAUGCAUCAAUGCGAGGCGACAAAGUACCUGAAGGAGUCACUGCUACAGCAAGGCGAGGAGCUACGCGCCAGUCCAGGCCGGAUCCUGGCUUUGGAGUCAUCAAGCGUAGGGGAAGACCGCCCAAGCAGCCCUCCCCGCCACCCAGAGCGGUGUACCACGAACUGAACGUGGCCUUUAUCGCGUUCCUAUGCGAGUGGAAAGGGUGCAAAGCCGAACUUCACAACCUUGAGACGCUACGGAAACACGUCGAGGUGGUGCACGUUAGGCCGCAGCGGCAAGUGGGAGGAAGCGUCCGGGGGCUGUGCCAGUGGGGGAGGUGCGGUGAUGCUGUCAAGGUGGAGGGGGUGGAGAGGGAGUCCUUUGACAGCGUUACGGAGCUGAGGAUGCACAUCGGGGAGAGACACCUGGUGCCGUUUGGGUGGCACGUAGGGGACGGGCCUCGUAACCGCAGUGGCGCGGCCGCGUUCGCCUGCGCGGAUGCCACGGAGGAGGAGAUACCCGGGUAUCUCAAGGAUGUACAGGGGAACCAAGUUACUCCAUCCAUCAAGGACCAACAGGUCGAGGACUACCUCACGUGGAGGGCCAACAGACAGAGGCUAAGGGAGCUGCUCCUGAAAAGAGAGGAGAACCUCCCAUCUGAGGAGUCUGAUUUGUCGGAUGGGGCACGAGAGGAGUGA
Messenger RNA from Clonostachys rhizophaga, 1080 nucleotides. The record is from the annotation of a GenBank genome assembly. Lineage: Eukaryota; Fungi; Ascomycota; Sordariomycetes; Hypocreales; Bionectriaceae.